AUGAAAUCAUUUGGCGAGACGUUGACUAGGAAUCAACUCGCUGCGUUGGCGGAGGAAGUCCCUGAUAAGCUGCCAUCAAACGCCCAUACGGUUUGCUAUAUCAUCAAAGCAGGCCAGGAAUUCGAGCUCGCCUACGAUAGCAUCGAGAAGCUCAAGAGAAUGGAGACCGCAGAGCUACCGGACCAUGUAGCGCUCUACAACGAGUUUCCAAAGCAACAUCUGCAGCAAUUCCUACCGAACUUCGAACUUUGGACGACUGAUGGAGAGACAACUUGUAUGAACAGGAAGGCUCGUUGA
Messenger RNA from Lecanosticta acicola, 297 nucleotides. Lineage: Eukaryota; Fungi; Ascomycota; Dothideomycetes; Mycosphaerellales; Mycosphaerellaceae. The record is from the annotation of a GenBank genome assembly.